UGGCACCAAAAUAAGAUGAAACGACGUCGUUUCAUGCUGAAAGCCUCCUCCCUCAACGUUACACUAACCUAUGAUCUCCCUCCUCCUCUCAGAGUCGUCAAUGAGAAGGUCGUCGGCAUCGAUUUGGGAACCACCAACUCCGCCGUGGCUGCCAUGGAAGGAGGCAAGCCCACCAUCAUCACUAACGCCGAAGGUCAGAGGACUACCCCUUCCGUCGUUGCCUACACCAAGUACGGUGACAGGCUGGUUGGCCAGAUUGCGAAGCGGCAGGCGGUGGUGAACCCGGAGAACACCUUCUUCUCCGUUAAGAGGUUUAUCGGAAGGAAGAUGUCGGAGGUAGACGAGGAGUCCAAGCAGGUCUCCUACAAAGUCAUUAGGGAUGAGAACGGCAAUGUCAAACUCGAAUGUCCCGUCAUCCGCAAGCAGUUCGCCGCCGAAGAGAUUUCCGCUCAGGUUUUAAGGAAGCUUGUGGAUGAUGCUUCAAAGUUUUUGAAUGACAAAGUAACAAAGACUGUGGUCACUGUGCCUGCUUACUUCAACGAUUCUCAAAGGACUGCUACAAAGGAUGCUGGUCGGAUUGCUGGUUUGGAAGUUCUUCGUAUCAUAAAUGAACCAACUGCUGCCUCCCUUGCCUAUGGAUUUGAAAAGAAGAAUAAUGAAACAAUCCUUGUGUUUGACCUUGGCGGUGGUACUUUUGAUGUCUCGGUGCUUGAGGUUGGUGAUGGAGUGUUUGAAGUGUUGUCUACUUCUGGAGAUACACACUUGGGUGGUGAUGGCUUUGAUAAGAGAAUUGUCGAUUGGCUGGCUGAAAACUUCAAGAGGGAUGAAGGUAUUGAUCUUUUGAAAGAUAAACAAGCUCUUCAGCACCUUACCGAGACAGCUGAAAAAGCAAAAAUGGAGCUCUUGUCAUUGACCCAAACAAACAUUAGUUUGUCGUUCAUAACCGCGACAGCAGAUGGCCCCAAGCUUAUUGAGACCACCCUUACAAGGGCUAAAUUUGAAGAAUUAUGUUCAGAUCUUCUUGAUAGGCUAUCUUGUAUAAUGAUGCUCGCGCUUGCCAUAACCGUCGGACUUUAAGGAUGGAGAAGACAAGAACACAGAACCGAAGAGAAGAGAACAGAGUGAGCACUGUGGCCUUCAAAUUUGGGGAUUAGGAUUUUAACUUCAAUUGAGGGACCAAAUUGAUUCGAAAGAGUUUACUCUGCCACAUCAGCUAGCCGUUGUAACGCCCACGUGUCACGAAGGCUGCCAGCUCUGCUUUCCGGUUGCGCCAGGUGGUUAGAAAUUGCCGGAAGGACAAGUUUGAGUCCCGGAGUGCAAGUUCGGGGAUGAAUUUGAAAAACUUUUAAGUUGACUACUACGAAGCUCGAGUGCAAUUUCAGGGACUACAUUGAGGCUUAUCUCGUGUCCUGAUUGAAAUAUGUGUUUAAUGCAAUUAGAUUUACACUAUCCAAAAUAAACAAAAUUACGUAUAUCAAUAUAUAUUUUAUGCGUUA
This is a messenger RNA of Arachis ipaensis, 1496 nucleotides long. RefSeq names its product stromal 70 kDa heat shock-related protein, chloroplastic-like. The record is from RefSeq and is a predicted model, not a curated record. NCBI's taxonomy places the organism in Eukaryota, Viridiplantae, Streptophyta, Magnoliopsida, Fabales, Fabaceae. Gene Ontology annotation, molecular function: ATP-dependent protein folding chaperone; ATP binding.